Messenger RNA from Cornus florida, 825 nucleotides. RefSeq lists its product as uncharacterized. The record is from RefSeq and is a predicted model, not a curated record. The transcript is spliced from 2 exons. The coding region runs from base 1 to 825 and encodes 274 amino acids. Gene Ontology annotation, cellular component: chloroplast. Lineage: Eukaryota; Viridiplantae; Streptophyta; Magnoliopsida; Cornales; Cornaceae. Gene Ontology annotation, biological process: regulation of DNA-templated transcription; chloroplast organization. Gene Ontology annotation, molecular function: double-stranded DNA binding.
AUGGUGGUUCAAGAGUACCCCAAGAUUAGCAAUCAGGUUAAAAUAGAAAGUGAAGUCAUAUCAUUCAUCUUGGCGAACCAUAUCAUCCCAUCUUUCACUUUCUUCAUCAAUUUAUUUGAUUCACAUCAUAAGUUUAUCACCGCCUUUAAACGAUAUCCUAGUCUUGUAGAGAGUAGCAGUGCUAAUACUUUCUCUAACAUUGAAAUUUUGAGGCAACACGGCGUGACAGAUUCGAACAUUGUCUACUUAAUUUCUACUCCGUUUAUGUCACUCAACACAAACCCUGACAGAUUGAAUGAGGUAGUGGAGGAUGUUAAGAAAUUGGGUUUCUACCCUUCACAAGCCCAUUUUGUUAUAGCCAUUAAGGCAUUGACCUCAAUGAGCAAAGCAACAUGGAAAAGGAAGAUGGAGGUUUAUGAGAAGUGGGGUUGGUCUGAGGAAGAAACAAUCUUGGCUUUUACAGAAUGUCCGUGGUGUAUGAUGGUAUCCGAGGAGAAGAUAAUGGCAGUGCUGGAUUUUUAUGUCAACACAAUGGAUUGGAAGUCUUCCCUAAUUGCCCGUGGUCCAAAAUUAAUGUCAUACAGCUUGGGUAAGAGGAUAAUUCCCCAGUGUUCGGUACUUCAAGUUUUGUUGUCAAAAGGUUUGGUUAAGGAACCCAUUAGCACAAAUACAUUGUUGGUGUCGAUAGAGAGUUUGUUCCUCAAGAAGUUUGUGACCUGUUAUGAGGAAGCUCCUCAGUUGUUGAAACUAUACCAAGAAAAAUUGGACCUUUCAAAAUUAUACGGCAAAGGUUAUAAAAGUAAGGGGGGAACAUAUCAAUUGUAG